Messenger RNA from Juglans microcarpa x Juglans regia, 1448 nucleotides. Its product is annotated as rho GDP-dissociation inhibitor 1. Gene Ontology annotation, cellular component: cytoplasm; membrane; cytosol. Gene Ontology annotation, molecular function: Rho GDP-dissociation inhibitor activity; protein binding. The transcript has 5 exons. Lineage: Eukaryota; Viridiplantae; Streptophyta; Magnoliopsida; Fagales; Juglandaceae. Gene Ontology annotation, biological process: Rho protein signal transduction. The coding region runs from base 502 to 1239 and encodes 245 amino acids. The record is from RefSeq and is a predicted model, not a curated record.
GCAUUAAUGUCUGAUCUCACGGCCUCUCCUGGCCUCUUUCUUCUCUCUCUAUCUGACUUAUAUUCCGGAUCACCACAGGACCUUUUCUUUCGCGGUGGAAAAAAAGAAAAAGAAAACCCCUUAACCAAACCACCUAUUUCUCUCUUUCGUUUGACAUUUUCAACAACCCACCGCACAGGGCUAGUAGAUAAGACAAUAUCAGUUUUCUCGGUUGUCUUUAUUUGCUUUCCGGUUUGUGGGUCUUUCUGUUUUUUGGCUACUAUUUGUUGGUUUUUUCUGAACACAGACAAUCGUUGCCUUUCUGGGUUUGUUUUCGUACGACAAAUCCUAUCUGAAAAUAUCUAUUUUUUCAAUAUGAGUAUAAAUGUUUCUCGAUGGGAUUUUCUUAUUUCUCUGUUUGCAUAGAAACAAAAUCGUUGGUUCUGUUUUUGGCUUGGUGGGUUUGCGUUGUUUUCGUGCAAUUGGUUAUAUAUAUUCGUUUCCGUGACUGUUGACGGGUUGAUGUCUUUGGCUGUUGGAGCUGUUUCAAGUUCCAAGAACAUGGGGUUUGAUGAAAACGAGGAGGGAGGAGAAAUGAGUACAAGGCAAACAAUGCCAGCAAAUCAAGAGGCUAAUCAUGAUGAGGGAGAGAGGAUAAGCAGACAGAAGAGUGAGACCUCUGUAUAUACAACCGAGGAGGAAGAUGAUGAGGGAAGCAAAUUAGAGUUGGGUCCUCAGUACACUCUCAAAGAACAGCUCGAGAAGGAUAAGGAUGAUGAGAGCCUGAGAAGGUGGAAGGAACAGCUUCUCGGGAGUGUUGAUCUUAACAACGUUGGAGAAACUCUUGACCCAGAUGUGAAGAUCCUUAGUCUGUCAAUCGUCUCACCUGGCAGAUCUGACAUUGUUCUUCCUAUACCUGGAGAUGGAAAUCCAACUGGUUUGUGGUUUACAUUGAAAGAAGGUAGCAAAUACCACUUGAAAUUCUCCUUUCAAGUGAGCAACAACAUAGUAUCUGGUCUUAAGUACACCAACACUGUUUGGAAAUCUGGUCUCAAGGUGGACAGCGCCAAAGAGAUGAUUGGGACAUUCAGUCCUCAGCUUGAGCCUUAUUCACAUGUGAUGCCAGAAGAGACCACCCCUUCUGGCAUUUUUGCCAGAGGAUCAUAUUCUGCUAAAUCAAAGUUUCUUGAUGAUGAUGACAAGUGCUACUUGGAGAUCAACUAUAAAUUUGACAUCCGAAAGGAAUGGGGUGCUACUUAACCAGAGAAACUUAUGAACAAACACUAGCAUAUCCCAGUAUUCAGUUGAUUUUAUUAAUUUUUAACUAGUACUAGAUUUUAUCUAAAUAUCAAUUGCAUAAUUAUCUUUUAAGUCUUAAUUAUAAAAAGUUCCUACCUGUGGCAAUUGUAUGAGAGAGAUUGAGGGAUUCUUAGGUGACUGCUUGUAUAAGAAGGAGAAUUUAAACUGUC